Molecule: messenger RNA, 919 nt
Organism: Phacochoerus africanus (Common warthog)
Lineage: Eukaryota; Metazoa; Chordata; Mammalia; Artiodactyla; Suidae
Gene: COMMD4
Product: COMM domain containing 4
Exons: 8
Coding region: 80-679 (199 amino acids)
Source: RefSeq, a predicted model, not a curated record
CCGGCGUCACGUGACCGCAGCAUCAGCUGACCAGGAGCGACAGGAAGGAGACCGUCCCCGGCGCGGGCUUCCUGGAGCGAUGAGGUUCCGGUUCUGUGGUGAUCUGGACUGUCCUGACUGGGUCCUGGCAGAGAUCAGCACGCUGGCCAAGAUUUCCUCCGUGAAGCUGAGGCUGCUGUGUAGCCAGGUGCUGAAGGACCUUCUGGGACAGGGAAUCGAUUACGAGAAGAUCCUGAAGCUCACUGCUGAUGCCAGGUUUGAGUCGGGCGAUGUGAAGGCCACAGUGGCAGUGCUGAGUUUCAUCCUCUCCAGCGCGGCCAAGCACAGUGUGGAUGGCGAGUCCUUGUCCAGUGAGCUGCAGCAGCUGGGGCUGCCCAAAGAGCAUGCGGCCAGCCUGUGUCGCUGUUACGAGGAGAAGCAAAGCCCCCUGCAGGAGCACCUUCGGGCCUGCAGCUUGCGAGUGAACAGGCUGGCAGGCGUGGGCUGGAGGGUGGACUACACCGUGAGCUCUAGCCUGCUGCACUCCGUGGAAGAGCCCAUGGUGCACCUGCGGCUGGAGGUGGCAGCGGCUGCGGGUGCCCCAGCCCAGCCUGUUGCCAUGUCCCUCUCAGCAGACAAGUUCCAGGUCCUCCUGGCAGAACUGAAGCAGGCCCAGGCCCUGAUGAGCUCCCUGGGCUGAGGAGGAGAGCGUUUUGGGGCCCAUGUGGAGCUGCCCUCUGAACUCCUCUUUAUGGGGUGGCCUCAGGUCCAGGACCCUGGGCACCUGGCCUCCUAGAUCUCUGGCUUCCUUGGUUAUCACCUGAGAGUUCAGCAUAGGGAUCCGGGGAAGCUUUCCAGCAUCGCCUUCCCUCCCCCUUGAACAGCACUUGUCAGUGCUUUUCAUAAGCAGGAAGAAUAAAAGAAGUGUGAGACGUGUAAA